UUUCGUGUUUGUCAGUUGUUAAGCGCGACUGUACAGGUAUUUGUGCAGUCUGUUAAUAUGGCGGAAGCGACUCUUUCAGUGUCUCAGGAUCAGUUCAUCUGUUCAAUUUGUCUGGAUUUACUGAAGGAUCCAGUGACCAUUCCCUGUGGACACAGUUACUGUAUGAGCUGUAUUACAAACUGCUGGAAUCAAGAUGAUCAGAAGAGAAACUACAGCUGCCCUCAGUGCAGACAGACCUUCAAUACAAGACCUGAUUUAUAUAAAAAUGUGGUGUUUGCUCAGAUGGUGGAGAUGCUGAAGAAGACAAAACUUCAGACUGAUCGAUCUGCUCUCAGUUCUGCUGGACCUGAAGAUGUGGAGUGUGACGUCUGUACUGAGAGAAAAUACAAAGCUGUCAAGUCCUGUCUGGUGUGUCUUGAAUCUUACUGUCAAACUCACUUUGAAAGACAUGAAGAUUUUCACCCCAGUAAGCGGCACAAAUUAACUGAUGCCACUAGAAGACUUCAGGAGAUGAUCUGCUCUCAACAUGACAAACUCAUCGAGGUUUACUGUCGCACUGAUCAGAGAUGUAUUUGUUAUCUGUGUGCGAUGGAUGAACAUAAAAAUCACGACACUGUAUCAGCUGCAGCAGAGAGAACUGAGAAACAGAGAUUACUGGAGGACAAGCAGAGAAAACUCCAUCAGAGAAUCCAGGAGAAAGAGAAGAAGCUUCAGGAUCUAAGAGAGGCUGUGAAGAUUCACACGAUCUCUGCACAGACAGCAGUGGACGACACUGAGAGGAUCUUUACUCAACUGAUCCGAUCCAUUGAGAGAAGACGAUCUGAGGUGAUACAACUGAUCAGAGAUCAGGAAAAGACUGCAGUGAGUCGAGCUGAAGAUCUCUUGAAGAAACUGAAGCAGGAGAUUGAUGAUCUGAGGAGGAGAAAUGAUGAGAUGGAGAAACUUUCACAAACAAAAGAUCACAUCAGUUUCCUUCAGAGUUUUCAGUCUCUCUCUUCAUCUCCUGGAUCUUCAGACAACAUCACUGUCUCUUCUCUUCUCUCUUUUGAUGAUGUGAUGAAAUCUGUCACUAAACUGAAAGAAAAGAUGGAGGAUUUCUGUAAAGAAGAGAUUGAUAAGAUAUCUGAGAAAGUUUCAUUCACUGUAGUUAUUCCCACCAAUGAACCUAAGAUCAGAGAGGAGUUCCUGCAGUAUUUCAGGCUCUUCUCUCUGGAUCCAAACACAGCACACAGACGUAUCUGUCUAUCUGAGGAGAACAGAGCAGCUACUCGCACUAGGACAUUUCAGCAGUAUCCUGAUCAUCCAGACAGAUUUGAUGGUUGUCCUCAGGUGUUGUGUAGUGAGAGUUUGAGUGGACGCUGUUACUGGGAGGUUGAAUGGAGUGGGAAUCUUGGUGUGUAUAUAUCAGUGUCAUAUAAGAGCAUCAGCAGGAAGGGAGGAGGUCAUGAGUGUGGAUUUGGAUAUAAUGAUCAGUCCUGGACUUUGUUCUGGUCUCCCUCUGAAUGUUCAUUCUAUCACAAUAAUAUAUACACAAAUCUCCCUGUAGAGUUCAGUUCUUCUAGAAUAGGAGUUUAUGUGAAUCACAGUUCAGGAUCUCUGUCCUUCUACAGCGUCUCUGACACAAUGACCCUCAUCCACAGAGUCAACACCACAUUCACUAAACCUCUCUAUCCUGGGUUUAGGUUAUAUCAGAGCUCAUACGUGAAACUUUGUCAUCUAACAAUAUAAAUGAUACAUGCUUAGAUAGUAUGCACAAGUGUCAUCUAAACCAAUUUAUAUAAGUUGACCAAUCCAAAGGCAAAAACUAAAUUAAAACCGAUACAUGUUAAAAUAUAGCUGCGAUACCGGGGUCAAGCCAAAAAGGGCACAGAAUAACUAAAUGAUUUUAAAUCUAAGUUUUCAGUAGAUUAAGGCAAAAAUAGCCGUUUAUCAAACUUGUGACCACUAGGUGGCGCUGUGACAAAACUUUGCAUGCACCCUCAGGUCAUGAUUGUGAAGAUACAGCCUCUUAUCCCUCUUUUGUGCUCUACGUAAAAAUUGUUGACGCGGUAUACGGAAACUAAAUGGCAAAUCACACAAAUUCCAUAACUUUGAGUGUCUCUAGAUGCUACACAUUGAUUUUUACACAAAUCAGACAAAAGGUCUAGGACAAGUUCGAAGAAGUAGGUUUUACAAACAAUUCAAAACAUUUGACGGAAAAUAACAAAUCGGAAUGAGCCAAGGAAUCAGAAGAAACAAGAAUUUCCACGACUUACGGGUCAGAAGUUAAAAGAAAAAAACGUGCAAGUUUGGACUGUUGUUGGCGCUAGGGGGUUUGAUAUAACGUUAGAGACUCCAAAUUUGGUCUGUCCUCUAUCUCUGUGCCAAAAUAAAGCUAAGCAGGGCUGAGCCUGGUCAGUACUUGAAUGGGAGACCACCUGGGAAAACCAGGUUGCUGCUGGUAGAGGUGUUAGUGAGACCAGUAGGGGGUGCUCACCCUGUGGUCUGUGUGGGUCCUAACACCCCAGUAUAGUGAUGGGGACACUAUACUGUCAAAAAAAAUGGCACCGUCCUUUGGAUGAGACGUUAAACCGAGGAUGUCCUUCGAAAAAGAGUAGGGGUGUGCCCCGGCAUCCUGGCCAAACUUACCCAUUGGCCUACUAAACAUCCCCUCAUAUAGUAAUUGGCUAUAUCACUCUAUCUCCUCUCCACUAAUAAUGGUGUGUGGUGGGCCUUCUGGCGCAAUAUGGCUGCCGUCGCAUCAUCCAGGUGGAUGCUGCACAUUGGUGGUGGUUGAGGAGAUUCCCCCGUUCACAUGUAAAGCGCUUUGAGUACUGAGAAAAGCGCUAUAUAAAUGUAAGGAAUUAUUAUUAUUAUUAUAUAUAUUGUCUAAAUCAUUUCAUUUUUUUGAAAUGGCUUUAAGAUUUUUCUGUCUGACACAUUAAAAGCUAAAUCUUUGUAUAAUCAAAUGUUUUUUUGAUUUAGUUUUAGCAAUGUUUAUGUCUGUAUGAGUAACUGAUAAAUACAAUUACUGUUCAUGAGGAGUACAAAUACUGUAAUAUUAUAACACAGUUCUUCAGUUUCUGUGUUUCAAUUAUAAAUGUAUUAUAACUUUAAGUUUAUGAUUAAAUAGUUGACUGUACAUUUUUAGAAUUUUGUUUGUUAUGUGUUUUAUUGUUCAAAUAAAUCCCUGCA
Messenger RNA from Paramisgurnus dabryanus, 3174 nucleotides. Its product is annotated as E3 ubiquitin/ISG15 ligase TRIM25-like. Gene Ontology annotation, molecular function: protein binding; zinc ion binding. Lineage: Eukaryota; Metazoa; Chordata; Actinopteri; Cypriniformes; Cobitidae. The record is from RefSeq and is a predicted model, not a curated record.